CGCCAAAAUAUACGCACUAGGAUUUACUCAAGAAUAUUUUAUAAAGUGUGAGUUGCUAAACACAAACAGGAGUUAUUAGAUACCAAACAAUGUCUAAACGCAACAGCGUCGGGCCUUCAAAUACCCUAUUCAACUAUUUUACUAAAACACCGCCUGCCAACAAGAAAGCGAAACCCGCAGAAAAUGGUGACAAAAACCAAGACCUCGACGUAUUAAAAAAAGAGAUUGAAGUGAAAAUUGAGAGUAAGAAACGUGACAGACAAAUAACGCCCUCACCUGAAGUGAAGCAGGAAGCACGUAGUGACGAUGAUGAACCUAUCGCUCCUAAGAAACGAAAGAGGAUCAGACUCAAUCCACUGGAUUCUGACGAUUCUGAUACAGAGAAUAAAGUAGAUAACAUAAUCGAGACACCGAAAGAGAAGACAGCAUUGGGGAAGAAGUUGAAUGAUAGCUUCAAGUAUGAAGCCAACCAGUCACCAAAGCCCACCAGCAAGAGCACUAAGAAACCGGCUGCAACUAAUGGGCUAGGCCCUAUAAAGACUGAGACGGCAGACGAGUUACCAGUCAGCGACGAUGGCAACUGGGUGCACUGCAAACUGGACUGGCUCCGGCCGGACAAGAUCCGCGACGCUAAUAAGAGGAAACCGGAUCAUCCGGACUAUGAUCCGUCCACCCUCUUUGUGCCAACGGAUUUCAUGAAUAAUCAGACCCCUGCUCAUCGUCAAUGGUGGCAGAUGAAGUCGUCACAUUACGACUGCGUCCUCUUCUUCAAAGUCGGCAAGUUCUACGAACUGUACCACAUGGACGCCGCGGUCGGCGUCAACGAACUCGGAUUCUCUUACAUGAAGGGUGAUUUCGCUCACUCCGGUUUCCCGGAAAGCGCGUACGCUCGAAUGGCCAAUACGUUGGUCUCUAAAGGGUACAAAGUGGCCCGAGUUGAGCAAACGGAAACGCCUGAUAUGAUGCAGGACAGGUGCAAGAAACUGGGUCAAACGUCAAAGUUCGACAAAGUAGUGCGUCGUGAAAUAUGCCAAGUGACGCUCCGUGGGGCGCACGCCGCCGGUCUGCAAGACCCGGGUCCGGCCGAGCCUGGCGCCGACUACAUGUUAUGUGUAGCCGAGGAGGAAAGCAACGGGAUCAGUACAUACGGCGUGUGCUUCGUCGACGCUUCAAUAGGUUUAUUCCAUCUGGGUCAGUUCAAGGAUGACAAACAUUCCUCAAGACUUCUCACUACUCUGGCGCAUUUCCCGCCUGCGUUAAUCGUAUACGACCGUAGAACUACCACAGCGCGGACGUCAAAGUUGCUCGGUACGCAUUGCCACCGCGCGCGGCGCGAACCUCAAGUGCUAUGGCAACCGGAGAAAACACUCAAAACGCUUGCCGAGAACUACUAUAAGACUAACGCCGAUGGGGAUUGGCCGGAGGGGUUAAAGCCGUUCUUGCACGAAGGUGACGCCUUAGGUUUAACUCCAGCCCCAAACUGUUACCUGGCCAUCAAAGCACUAGGCGGCUGCAUCGCCUACCUCUCGCAAUGCCUCCUCGACAUACAAGUACUAGGCAUGUCACAGUUCGAAUCCUUCGCGCCGCCCGAUGUCCUGAACAAGACCUUAUCGCAAGAGCUCAAGGUGGAGAAUAAGUGGGAGGGCGGCAGUACCAUGGUGCUAGAUGCUAUCACGCUGAGAAAUUUGAGGAUAGUGCAGGAUGAGGGCUGUCUGUAUGACAAGUUGAAUUUCUGUGCCACGGCUAUGGGGAAAAGACUGCUAUACCAGUGGGUAUGCGCGCCAAGCUGCAACCUGGCUGUUAUAAAGGAACGGCAGGCGGCCGUCAAGGAGUUAUUCGAGAACCAGGAGCUAAGUCAGGACGCGAAGAACAUUCUCACCACGCUGCCGGACUUGGAACGGCUUUUAGCGAAAGUGCACACCCUCGGCAACCUGAAGCGCUCGACAUCACACCCCGACUCCCGCGCGAUCUUCUACGAAGAGAAGACCUACUCCAAACGAAAAGUCCUCGACUUUAUCGCGGUCCUCAACGGGUUCCAGUCAGCUCUCAAACUAGUUGAGCUUUUCGACGACGCAGAGAGCGGACUAUUGAAGAAAUUGACCAAGUUUAGUCCGCAUGGAAAGUUCCCGGAUUAUAGAGAUACGUUGAAGUUUUUCAAGGAAGGGUUCAACCAAGCCGAAGCCGAGAAGGAAGGUCGCAUUUUACCCGGCGCGGGCGUUGACCCCGAGUAUGAUAACACUCUUCAACUUAUUGAAGAUAUUCAGAAGGAGCUCAACGAGUAUCUGGCUGAACAAGAGAAGUACUUUAAGUGUCGGUUGAAAUAUGUGGGGACAGACAAGAAGCGUUAUCAGAUAGAAGUACCAGAGAGCGCUACGAAAAGGGCAACUUCUGACUACCAUAUGGAAGGUGCCCGAAAAGGGUUCAAGAGGUUUUCUACUAGUGAAACUAAGGAUCUCUUAGCCCGUAUGACGGCAGCCGAAGAGCAAAAGCGCGACGUUUUAAAAGAUCUGAGUCGUCGAAUGUUCGAGAAGUUUUCCAGUAACCACGCGUAUUGGGACGCCGCUGUGCAGUGUGUGGCGGUUUUAGACAUACUACUGGCUUUAGCAGAGUUUGCGAGGCAGCAGAGCGGAGAUGUGUGUCUGCCGAGUGUAACGUUCGAUCCGGAGCAAAAGCCCUUCAUAACCAUAGUAGACGGGCGGCACCCGUGCAUACCCGUCGCGGAGUUCAUCCCGAACGACACGACUCUAGGCGGAGAUGCGGCACUUCUUCUACUGACGGGGCCGAAUAUGGGCGGCAAGUCUACACUCAUGAGGCAGUUAGGACUGCUCACUGUAUUAGCGCACUUGGGCUCAUACGUCCCGGCAUCAGAAUGCAGCCUAAGCCUAGUGGACCGCGUGUUCACGCGUCUCGGCGCGGCCGAUGACAUCCUAUCGGGACAAUCCACUUUCCUUGUGGAAAUGAACGAGACAGCUGCCAUAGUGAAACAUGCUACAGUUCACUCUUUGGUGCUGUUGGAUGAACUUGGUCGCGGCACAUCAACCUAUGACGGAACCGCCAUAGCGUCGGGUGUGUGCGUGGAGCUAGCCGAGCGCGGGUGCCGCGUGGUGUUCUCUACGCACUACCACUCUCUCGUGCACCACCUGGCGUCGCACCCGGGAGUUGUGUUGGGACACAUGGCGUGCAUGGUGGAAACCGACGAGUCCACAGCGGACAGCGACGAUAUCCCCGAGGAGACCAUCACCUUCCUCUACAAGCUGUCUCCCGGCGCGUGUCCGAAGUCCUACGGCUUCAACGCGGCGCGUCUCGCCGGCAUACCGAAGGAUAUAACGCGCAGGGCGCACCAGAUAUCGAAGAAUCUAGAAAAGGAGGCGACUUGCGUGCGGGCCUUUAGGGAUAUUGUCAAAAUGGAGGAUGCGAAACAGAUUAGGGAACUACUAGCGGCCUUGAGCAUUUAAAAAAUGAUUUUGUUUUGAUAAAAUGUGUUUUUAUGAUUUUUUGAGAUUCAUUAAGUCAAUUUUAAGCCCUCGAAUGGAAUUUUCUGUUUUACAAAUAUACAUGUUUUGCUGUAGAAUAAAGAUAAAUCUAGACUCGUACCUAAUAAGCCGGGUGUACACAGAGCGAGGCAUGUCGCGAGGCAAUGUGCUCACACGGCAACGUCCAAUUUAGACGUAGCUCGGCGGAAGCACGUCUAAAUAGCACGCUUGCCUCGCGAGGAAAUUGCCUCACGACGG
This is a messenger RNA of Leguminivora glycinivorella, 3731 nucleotides long. It is a transcript of the gene Msh6, whose product is annotated as probable DNA mismatch repair protein Msh6. Gene Ontology annotation, molecular function: mismatched DNA binding; ATP binding; ATP-dependent DNA damage sensor activity. Gene Ontology annotation, biological process: mismatch repair. Gene Ontology annotation, cellular component: nucleus; MutSalpha complex. The transcript has 20 exons. Lineage: Eukaryota; Metazoa; Arthropoda; Insecta; Lepidoptera; Tortricidae. The record is from RefSeq and is a predicted model, not a curated record. The coding region runs from base 90 to 3455 and encodes 1121 amino acids.